AUGCAUAUCAUUACUUGCAUUUUAACACCAUCUCAAGACUAUUUUGCUGUGGAUAUCAUGAAAAUACAAGUUCUAGUUCUAGUGUCAUAUUAUUUACUGCUUGCUUCAAUAGGUUUUGAAGUUUAUGCGAAGGACUAUGACUACAGUUAUACGGCCGAGUGUUUAGAAAGCCCUCUUAAACCUCAAUAUAAUGGAGGAAUAGUGGUAAAUCCAGAAUUUAAUGACGGAUUAACUGGAUGGACCCUUUCCGGGGAUGCUAAAAUUGAACACAACGUUGCAAAUGAUGGAAAUAAAUUCAUCGUCGCCUCAAAGAGAAAAGGACCAUAUCAUGGUUUCUCACAAGAGUUUCAAUUGGAAAAAGACAAGUUCUAUGUGAUUUCUGGUACUACUCUCAACAAUUAUAAGCGUGAAUUGUAUAUACAUAUCUUAUAUAUUCGUCUGAUUAAUUUUUAUCUAGGAUGGGUACAAGUGAAUCAUGGCGAUGAUGCCAAUGUAGCAGUUAUAUUCAAGACGCAAAGUGGUUAUCAACAUGCUGCUUGGGGGAUUGCUAAAUGUGGUUGUUGGUCUAUGUUUAAGGGUGGUUUAGUUGUCAAUGCAUCUGGUCCUGCUCAACUCUAUUUUGAGACCAAUAAUACGGAAAUUGACAUAUGGGUAGACAGUAUUUCAGUACAAUCAUUUAGCCAAGAAGAGUGGACGUCUCAUCAAACUCAAACCAUUGAAAAGGUACGCAAAAGCAAAGUGGCAAUUCAAUCAGUGGACUCGCAAGGCAAGGCUUUACCUAAUGCGACAAUCUCUUUGAUACAAGGAAGAGCCAAUUUCCCAUUUGGUUGUGCAAUCAACAAAAACAUUCUCAACAACAAUGCUUAUCAAAAUUGGUUCUUCUCGAGAUUCAAGUACACGGUAUUUGAAGAUGAAAUGAAAUGGUACAGUAAUGAAAAUACUCAAGGCAAAGUAGACUACUCAACUUCUGAUGCAAUGGUCAAUUUAUGCAAGAGCAAAGGUGUUAGUAUCCGAGGCCAAAGUGUUCUUUGGGACGACCAAAAAUUUCAGCCAAAUUGGGUCCCUGCAUUGUCUCCACAACAACUCUCUGUUGCUGCUGGAAAAAGGGUUGCAUCCGUUGUUAGGAAAUAUAAAGGCCAACUUCUUCAUUGGGAUGUUAUGAAUGAAAAUCUUCACUUCAAAUUCUUCGAGAGUAAACUUGGUCCAAGUGCAUCUGCUACCUUUUAUCAUCUGGCUUCACAAUUUGAUAACAAAACACCUCUGUUUUUGAACGAUUAUAAUACCAUAGAAGUGCCAAGUGACGGACAAUCAUCACCAGCUAAUUAUCUUAAUAUGAUAAAACAAGUGAGAACAGGAGGAUACACAGGCACUCUUGGAAUUGGAUUAGAAGGACAUUUUGGCGCUCCGUCCAUACCUUAUAUCAGGGCCGGACUCGAUACACUAGCUUCUGCAAAAUUGCCCAUGUGGAUCACUGAGUUGGAUGUUAGACCAGAGCAAAAUCAGGCACAAGUGUUAGAUCAAGUUAUAAAGGAGAUAGUUGGACACCCAGCAGUUCAAGGAUUAAUAAUUUGGUCAGCAUGGAAACCAAAAGGAUGUUUCAGAAUGUGUUUAACUGAUAACAAUUUCAAAAAUCUACCCACUGGUGAUGUUGUGGACAAAGCUCGUGCAACUUUAUCACAUGAGGGUUUGAUUGGGACUACAAAUGCCGAGGGUUAUUUCGAGACUUCAUUAUUCCAUGGAGAUUAUAAACCCAUUAUUACUCAUACUUCCAUGCCUGAUUCGUUCUUUCACCAUAAUUUGACAGUUACGCCCACAGCUGAAAGUGAUGAGAAAUUAUUACAAAGUUACCGCUGCAUAAGACUAUAAAAGACCAUAGGGAGUAUAUGUAUAGUAAAUCUAUAAAUAAUCUUAUGAAUACAAAAGUUGAAUGAAAGAACAACUCUUUUUUUUAUUA
Solanum lycopersicum (tomato) is the source of this 1954-nucleotide messenger RNA. Its product is annotated as endo-1,4-beta-xylanase 5-like. Gene Ontology annotation, biological process: carbohydrate metabolic process. Lineage: Eukaryota; Viridiplantae; Streptophyta; Magnoliopsida; Solanales; Solanaceae. The record is from RefSeq and is a predicted model, not a curated record. Gene Ontology annotation, molecular function: hydrolase activity, hydrolyzing O-glycosyl compounds.